This is a messenger RNA of Amaranthus tricolor (Joseph's coat), 1065 nucleotides long. Its product is annotated as remorin-like. The record is from RefSeq and is a predicted model, not a curated record. Bases 218 to 862 code for a protein of 214 amino acids. NCBI's taxonomy places the organism in Eukaryota, Viridiplantae, Streptophyta, Magnoliopsida, Caryophyllales, Amaranthaceae. The transcript is spliced from 6 exons.
UUUUUCAUUAACUUCCCUCAAAUUCCUUCUAACUUCUUUCCCAAAUCCCACCUCAUUUCUACCACCUUACAUAACUUACAAAAAUAAACUCCUUAUUUUUCCCUUCUCUAUUCUCCCUUAAUAUUUUUAAAGUUUCAUAUAAAGUUUAAUUAUUUUGUUAAUUAAUUAUAAUUAUAAUUAUAAUUGUUGAUAAUAAUAUUAUUAUAGUAAGAUACAUAUGGCAACAGAGGAAGCCAAGAAGGUGGAGACCGAAUCACCUGCGCCGCCGGCAACUCCGCCGCAAGAAUCACCGGAAAUUCCACCGGUUACUGUUGAAGAGAAAACAGUCGUUCCCACAACUGUGGAAGAAUCCCAUGAACCAGAAAAAACUCCUGUUUCUGUUGAAAAGGUUACAGAAUCUUCUGCGGAGAAGCCUAAGGACGAAAAACCUCCAAAGGAGAAGCCUAAGGAGGAAAAUAUUGUAGAAGAAAAACUUUCCGAGGGUUCAGUCGGAAGAGAUGCUGAACUUGCUCGAGUUGAAACCCAGAAGAGAAUGUCACUCAUCAGUGCUUGGGAAGAAAGUGAGAAGUCCAAAGCUGAAAACAAGGCACACAAAAAAGUUGCUGCUAUAGAAGCAUGGGAGAACAGCAAGAAAGCAUCUGUUGAAGCAGAGCUGAAGAGAAUUGAGGAAAAGCUAGAGAAAAAGAAAGCGGAAUAUGCAGAAAAAAUGAAGAACAAAGUAGCAAUGAUUCACAAAGAAGCCGAAGAAAAGAAGGCAUUAGUUGAAGCCAAACGUGCUGAAGAUGUUCUGAAAGCAGAAGAAGCAGCUGCUAAAUACCGUACCACAGGAAAACCUCCUAAGAAACUUCUUGGUUUGUUCUAGAUAUACUAAUUACUUUCAUUAAUUAUGUUAAUUAAACUUAAUUAUGUGAAUUAAGUUUCGUAAUCCCGUUAAUUUGUUGUUUUAUUUGUACAUGUGUUAUAUGGUUUGGUUAUGUGUAUAUUAUUUGUUUUUGUAUGUUGAUAUGAUUUGUGUUAUGUAAAUAAAUUCAAUAUUGGACCACAAGUAAUGUCUAAUCUCAAGUU